Xenopus laevis (African clawed frog) is the source of this 478-nucleotide messenger RNA. RefSeq names its product dermatopontin L homeolog (gene dpt.L). The record is from RefSeq and is marked provisional. Gene Ontology annotation, biological process: collagen fibril organization. Gene Ontology annotation, cellular component: extracellular matrix; extracellular region. Lineage: Eukaryota; Metazoa; Chordata; Amphibia; Anura; Pipidae.
GGUAUCAAACAUGCUCCAACAACAGACUUGUAGCAGGAUUUCAGAGCCAGUACUUUGAGGCAGUGUUGGAUCGAGAAUGGCAAUUUUACUGCUGCCGCUACAGUAAAAGAUGCUCGUACAGUUGCUGGUUGACAACAGAAUAUCCAGGGCAUUAUGGGGAGGAGUCAGACAUGGUCCUUUAUUCCUACGGCUAUUACAUCCGAGGAGCAACCACCACUUUCUCGGGCGUUGAGAGGGAUCGUCAGUGGAAAUAUAUAUUGUGCAGAAUGACAGACUUCAACUGUGAAUUUGAAAACUUCUAAAAGUGCCCCCGGUAUGAACCAAUCACUGGCGAUUAUGAACCCAGCUCUCAUUUCUUCAUUUCACUUCACGUCAAGUUGACUUUGGCUUAAAUAAAGUUGCUUUUUGUUUCAUUUCAUUUCAUUCAAUGUUACCAUUAAAGCAUAAACCUUAUAUAUCAAAUUAUACAUAUGCAAAA